GGCGCAGUUCCGAGCGGCAGUUGUUGCCGGUAGAGUUGUGCGUCGCGGGUGUCAAAAUGGCGGGUGUGUUGUUCGAGGAUAUAUUUAACGUUAAAGACAUCGAUCCGGAGGGGAAGAAGUUUGACAGAGUGAGCCGGUUGCACUGCGAAUCGGAAUCCUUCAAGAUGGACCUCAUACUGGACAUCAACAGUUGGCUGUACCCGAUGGAAUUGGGUGCUAAAUUCCGUUUGGUCCUGGCGACGACACUGCGGGAAGACGGUUACCCGGACGGCGGCGAAUGGAACGCCAUCGAACAGGAGGGUGGUUCGAGAGCUGACAGUUUCGAAUACGUGAUGUCCGGUAAGGUUUACCGCAUCGAAGGUGAUGAGGCCAGCAACGAGCCGAGCAGUCGACUAUCUGCCUACGUUUCUUUCGGUGGAUUACUGAUGCGACUUCAAGGGGAUGCCAAUAAUCUUCACGGAUUCGAAAUCGAUCAACAUAUGUACCUGCUUAUGAAGAAGCUCGCCUUCUAGACGGAUGAUCGCGGGAUGAUAUAUGCUUCUGCGGAAAGGAGAUCGUUAUCAGUUAUAACAAAUAAAGACUAAUUGUCCAAUUCCUUUUUUUAUAUAAUACAAACAUAAGCGUUGAUAACCAUUCCCCAAGUUUCACAUCGACUCGGAUGUACCGGAAUUUCUUUCCAAAUUGCACCUCGCAAGUGGAAUAAUAGCGAGGUCAUCGAAGGCUCGACGGAAUUAUACCAUCCCCGAGAGCCUGCAGUUUAUGUGUACCUAAUACAUGUGUAAGUAAUUAAUAUUGUACGUAAUAAAUUAUUUUUACAAUUGA
Athalia rosae (coleseed sawfly) is the source of this 822-nucleotide messenger RNA. It is a transcript of the gene Rpb8, whose product is annotated as DNA-directed RNA polymerases I, II, and III subunit RPABC3. The transcript has 4 exons. Gene Ontology annotation, molecular function: DNA-directed RNA polymerase activity. Gene Ontology annotation, biological process: DNA-templated transcription. The coding region runs from base 57 to 512 and encodes 151 amino acids. Gene Ontology annotation, cellular component: RNA polymerase III complex; RNA polymerase I complex; RNA polymerase II, core complex. The record is from RefSeq and is a predicted model, not a curated record. NCBI's taxonomy places the organism in Eukaryota, Metazoa, Arthropoda, Insecta, Hymenoptera, Athaliidae.